Messenger RNA from Pygocentrus nattereri (red-bellied piranha), 5757 nucleotides. It is a transcript of the gene tead1a, whose product is annotated as TEA domain family member 1a. The record is from RefSeq and is a predicted model, not a curated record. NCBI's taxonomy places the organism in Eukaryota, Metazoa, Chordata, Actinopteri, Characiformes, Serrasalmidae. The transcript is spliced from 14 exons. Gene Ontology annotation, cellular component: transcription regulator complex. Gene Ontology annotation, molecular function: RNA polymerase II cis-regulatory region sequence-specific DNA binding; DNA-binding transcription factor activity, RNA polymerase II-specific. Gene Ontology annotation, biological process: regulation of transcription by RNA polymerase II; hippo signaling; embryonic organ development. The coding region runs from base 335 to 1615 and encodes 426 amino acids.
UUCACAGACCGGUCCUGGGAGGCGGCGGCGCCGCCGCGGGGAGAGAGGGAACACCGGCUCCCUGGCUUUGGCUCUGUUUCUUCUCCAUUAAGCCUUCACAGGUCAAAAAGCACAGACAUUAGAUUCAUGGUGUGUGAGCUGGCUGCAUCACUUUUGGAGGUCAUCGAAACAUUUUUUUCCUGAAGCCGGGGACGAGCCAGCGGGAUUGCUAACCGAGCUAACGUUCGUUAACUCGUCCUCCUCCUCCUCCUCGACGAAACCGACGAACUGAUUUAUUUCCUGUUCUUGUCUCCAGUCUUCUCCAGUCCUGGGCUUGGAGGUCCCGGCCGUUGCCAUGGAUCCGGGCAGCUGGAGCGGCAGCGAGAGUGGCGGUGAGGAUAUCGAGCGAAUGAGCGACUCAGCAGAUAAGCCCCUGGACAAUGAUGCCGAGGGCGUGUGGAGCCCUGACAUCGAGCAGAGCUUCCAGGAAGCUCUGGCCAUCUACCCGCCCUGCGGCCGCCGGAAAAUCAUCCUGUCUGACGAAGGGAAGAUGUACGGUCGUAAUGAACUGAUAGCCAGAUACAUCAAACUGAGGACCGGAAAGACAAGAACGAGGAAACAGGUUUCGAGUCACAUUCAGGUUCUCGCACGAAGAAAGUCCAGAGAACUUCAGGCUAAACUAAAGGUCACUAAUUUGGAUCAAAGCGUGAAGGACAAAGCGCUCCAGAGCAUGGCGGCUAUGUCUUCUGCUCAGAUCGUCUCAGCCACGGCCAUCCACAACAAGCUGGGGCUGGCCGGCCUUCCUCAGCCCAGCUUCCCCGGAGCACCAGGGUUUUGGCAGCUUUCAACGGGGCAUCCGGGAUCUUCACAAGACGUUAAGCCAUUCGCACAGCAAGCCUACCCCAUUCAGACGGCCACCGCUAUAUCAGGUUUUGAGCCCCCAACAGCGCCUACAGCCAGUCCACCAGCGUGGCAGGGCCGCUCCAUUGGCACAUCCAAACUACGGCUGGUAGAGUUCUCUUCAUUCCUGGAGCAGCAGAGAGACCCAGAGGCUUACAACAAGCACCUGUUCGUACACAUUGGUCAGACAGACCACUUGCACAUUGAUCCCCUGCUGGAGUCGGUGGACAUUCGUCAGAUCUAUGAUAAGUUCCCUGAGAAGAAAGGAGGCCUGAAGGAUCUGUUUGCGAAGGGCCCCCAGAAUGCCUUCUUCUUGGUCAAGUUUUGGGCGGACCUGAACUGCAACCUGCAGGAAGAUUCUGGCGCGUUCUACGGAGUGACCAGUCAGUAUGAGAGUCCAGAUAACAUGACCAUUACCUGCUCCACCAAAGUGUGCUCCUUUGGCAAGCAGGUGGUGGAGAAAGUGGAGACAGAGUAUGCCCGCUUUGAGAACGGCAGAUUCGUGUACAAAAUAAACCGCUCGCCCAUGUGCGAGUACAUGAUCAACUUUAUCCACAAGCUCAAACACCUGCCUGAGAAGUAUAUGAUGAACAGUGUGUUGGAGAACUUCACCAUCCUGCUGGUGGUCACAAACAGAGAAACCCAGGAGACGCUGCUGUGUAUGGCCUGCGUGUUUGAGGUAUCGAACAGUGAGCACGGUGCGCAGCAUCACAUCUACAGACUGGUCAAAGAAUGAGACGCCCUCUCUCUCCGUCUCUCUCGCAUACACGGACACUCAAAGAAACCCUGAGGACACUCGGUCAGCGAGCUGCUGCCCAGCACUAACUCUGUCCACAGAGACGCGACGUGCCGUGGUUUCAGACCGGCUCGGAGACUCUGGUCCAUCCGAAAGAGAAUACGGACAUCUGAAGUGGCUGUGCCUCUGGACUUAAACACACAAAGCAUCCAGCGUGCUGUCGCCGUAUCUGGACGGGACUGUUAUUAAUGACACCUGUUAUUAUUUGUUGUGUCCUGUGUUUUCUGAAUCUACACGGGUGUGAGUGACUCUAAAAAUGGAGGUACGGUUUUGUUACUUUUUUUCAUUUAACACUGACAUUUUUUUUUUUUUAUCUCUUUGAAGAAUUAUUGUUUUUACAAACAGAUUUCAUCGUACAAGAAACUUCUCCCCAACAGAUACUCAAAAAAACAACUCCCAUGUUCUUUCCUUCAACACUUUUAGCCGUGCUUAGUGACUUUACCGUGAAAUUAAGCAUUUAUUUAACAUCGUGUGCCAUACGAAACACAGUGGCCCAUUUUAAAGUGAAAGUAGCACCAGAACGCCGCUGCGAGGGACCCGAGCGUUUUUACAACGGACAAUUAAAAAUACCUUCAGUUGACGAAUUAACUGCCAGAAAUGUUGCGUCUUUUAACUGUAAUGAUCCGAAUAUUGUGGUUAAGUGGGCGUGGUUUCACUCUAAAUGCAUCAUGGUAGUACCCACAUUAAUCAUCAAGCUAAUUUGGAUGGCUGUUUUGAUCAGUGCUCCCAGUCCAGCAUUUCUCCUGCACCAUGGAGUUUAUCAGCUACUGAAUGAGGUGCUUAACCCUUAGACGUCACAGUGAAUUGCGACAGUUGCAUGUUGUAAUUUCACAUUCAUUACUUCUUAAUUUGAAUCCACAGCAGGUUUGUUGCUGUAAGUGAAAGAUAUUUACUCGUGAGUCAGAUUUGGUGAAGUUAUUGUCCUGCAGACGUUUGUUUUGCAGAAAGAAAGAAGGACAUUACACUUUGAAGAUGAAUGUAAUCCAUUUAGCUAAUUCAGUUCGUUAGUGUAUCAAAAUAACUCGACCUCUAAGGGUUAAAGCAGAGAGAACCCUGACCCGUGCAGUGCAGGGGGUCUGUGGGUGAGGUGUGGCGCUGAUCCGGUUCCUGAUGGGCCCUCUGACAUUUUCCACUGCCUUUACCUUGUUGAGCCUUCAGUUUAUUGCUCUUUUUCUCCAGAUGAAGCUGUGAAUGUGAAUCCUAAUGUUGAAAAAAAAGCACAUGACUGGAUGGAAGUAAACACAGCAACAUAGCCAAAGUUAGUCUGUGGUGCCUUAGACUUUUUAAUGCAAGAUCUGUUUGUCCAGUUCAGUUCUGGGGGAAGUGUAUAAAUAUCUACAGCUGUAAAUCCAUCCUGUACAAAGCAGUGAGAUGCAUAACGUCUUUGCGUCAGGCUGAGAUGCGCACAGUGUCGGCCUGUCCCAGAAUUCACACCUGCGUUGUGUGCUUUGCGCUACGUUCUUAACAAGAAGUGGUUUAUAUAGUACUUAAAAGGAUUUUAUGACAAUUUUGUAACAAUAACAAAAUACUAAUAUUUUUAAAUGGUUUUAAUCAGCCAUGCAAAGAACCAUUUAUGCAUUCAAGUGGUUAUUGCAACGUUCAUGAUUCAACAAGUAACCACUGCCUUUACAAAAGAGCCUCUAAACGACCACUUUAAGUGUCCGAUUUCUUACAGAGGAGCGGUCAGCAAGUCCACACCACAUCAAAGGGGUACUGAGCUAAAUGUGUACAGUUAAAAAUCCCCAGUCGAAUUGUUUCGUUGAUGCUUGCAGUGAGCAGACGUACACAUCCUCCAAAUUUUAGUCCAUCGUAAAACAAACAAAUGUGCCGUUACUUUCACAAAGGCUACGUUUCGUUUGAUCUUUUUCCAGGAUGUUAAAUCCAGCAAGUGAACUUGCAUUAAAAUAUGCAGCAGCGUGUUCUCCGUGGAGGAUGUGUUCGCUUAUUUACACCUAAAAUUCACGACUAACUUCACAGAAAUGUAACCAAACAGACUUUUGCGUACAACUGCGUCCCGCAGUGUGUUUAGAAGAUAGCGGGCGUAACGUUAACAUCGCCAGAAGGUCCUCGUGCAUGUCUGACGAAUUGGAGCAUAAACAUAAAACGCAAGCGUGGACUUGGGACCAGCCGACGGACUAAUAUUGCCUUUCAGUAGUACACCAAAAAUACUGCAGCAUGUCAAGUCAGUGCAGCUCAUGUGCUGCACCAUAGAAGUGCCUUUGGUGUGGAGCCAAGAUUCCAGCUUAAACGAGAAGGAAAUUUAAAAUCACCAAGUCCAGGCAAAGGGAACCCCACAAUACCGAGUCCUAUAAAACUGCAACGUCGUCUGUAACAAGUAAGGCAGAUGUACCGAGUUCUGUUGUCAUGCCAUAUUUUUUUUAAAUAUAUUUAUAUAUAUUCUUUUUUUAUGAUACGACUGUUGGAAGCUCAGCGCUUUUGUUUGUUGAUGCUUUAGUGGAUUCAACAGUCACUCAUCACAAUGUUAAAGACACAGUGAUGCAACACACCUUACGCUGUUUCUCUAGUGACUGCUGUCCAAUGGCUUCAGCCCUUCAUGACGGUAGUUCUGAGGUUUGAUAGUUAUCAGUUACAGUAAUGCUUUGAUGUCAGAUUAAUCCGUUUGUCUCUUUUGAUGCUCCAUAACGCAUUAGUUAACACAGCAGUCUGAACCAGUCGCUUUACCUUGAUUGUUAAACACUGGUCAGGCUGACCGUCUGAGUCUAACUAAGCAGAUGUAUUAAAGGACUUUCCAGUGUUUUUCCAGCCUGCACCUGCUGCUACUCCAGCCGUGUGGCUGACUACCACAAACGAUCAUUUUACUUAGGAAAAUCUGUAGAACAGAGAUGUAAACACACUUAACAGAAGCCUAGAGGCAGUUGCUGAAUUCCAUGAAUACAUAUUCGACUCAAAGUCUGACUUUUACACUCCAAUAAUACAGUCAGACACGAGAGAACGUCUGACCAAGUGUGUUUCUGGCGUUUCAGCCCAAUUUUGAACACUGACGUUCUGGUUUGACUUUCUGGAAAAACUUUCCUCCAGAGAAGUCGGUAAUACGUCUGACUGAACAAUGUGAGUUUACUCCUGUGGACUGCCUAUUGGCUUAAUGCUUAAUGUUUAAGUGCCCAUGAUCACCCCCCCCCCCUCCCACACAACACAGCGGCGUAUUAAAGGUCCAUGUAGACGGAUGUGGUCAGUUAAUUUCACUUGGAAACAAAAUGAUGUGACCCGUUUUUCAGGGGAUUUUUUUCCCAAGUGAAUAUUUUGUUUAUGUUGUUUAGGAAACUGUCGCAGUGGUUCUCUAACCAGUCGUCACGGACCCCCAGACAGUCUGCUCUAUUCCUCUGUUGUAUUUUAGGUAAGGGCAAAUAUUUGGACCAUCUUGGGGGCCUUAGGACUGGUUUGAGAGCCACUGGUCUAAGAUGAUCAGUCGUACACUACAAACGCAUCAGACAGAGAUUUGGUUGAAAAACACUGGGGCGUCCCUUUAAAGCUCGGAUGUGUUUGCCGUUUGUAACCCAGCAGAUAUGAAAGGCCGUUAGAUCUCACAGCUGCAGCGUUUUUCCAGGGACGACUAACACCAGCACUACUGAACGACACACAGCUGUAUAUAAUACUGUAAUGUGAUAUACAGCACUGACCGGCCCGUUUACCAUGUGUAAGUGCUGCAGGGGGCGCUGGAGGCAGAAGAUGCGGCCCAGCGUCGUAAUCCGAGUGUGGACAGCUUGUCGGUGUCAAGCUCCAGUUUUUGGUUUUUGUCUGUCACCAUGUAGGUACUGGUACCUUUUAGUGUGUGAUCAUAUGAUGUGUUUGCUUUUAAGUGAAUGCUUGUUCAGAAAGAACUGAAACGAGCUCGAGUUUAUUUUUUUUUAUUAAGAUGGGAAAUGUAUGUAAAAUAAAAUUCUGUAUCUCAUUCUUCUGUACAGGUGUUGCUUAUGUCUUUCUUUCUUAUUUUUCAGAUGAAGGCAUGGCACAGAAUAAUGAAAGUAAACUUUGUGUAUGUGUUCGUUUGGUACCGCAAAUUAGCUAUUUUGGCUUUUUUUUUCAAUAUUUUCUCUUGAAUAAAUAAAAAACAAAUACAUUUU